Caenorhabditis auriculariae is the source of this 11570-nucleotide messenger RNA. The record is from the annotation of a GenBank genome assembly. NCBI's taxonomy places the organism in Eukaryota, Metazoa, Nematoda, Chromadorea, Rhabditida, Rhabditidae.
AUGCGAGCAGCUGGCGGCGGGCAUUCGGCCCGACGCCUUCACAUUUUUUCAAGCGGUUCACCGCUUCUGCUCUCCACGAUUCUUCUCUUCAUCCUCUUCGGUUGUUCUUUUCAUGUUUCCCCCAGUUUAACCCCUUUUUUCAGUUAUGCCGGUCGCCGCUAUUUCGAAGAACUUUGUCAACGUCUCGAUGCCCGAAAUGAGACCGACCUUCGUCGUUAACUUUGACACUGCCACUGUUAUUUGCCAGCAUAGGUUUUCACCGUUCCUUUUUUUACCAAUUCAGAAAUCCUCAACAAAAGAAAAAGUAUUAGAAAGGUCCCUGAAAACGCGAAGCGCCAGUUUAAAAGAAAAAGAAAGAGAUGCCUCGAAUAAGAGAACAUCAUUCGAAAAGAAUAACUUCCCUAGCUUGGGGGAACCUGUGAAUGAUUGUCAUGAAGAAUUUCGCAGCGCGGAUCCGAGUGAUCUCCACAUCCACAACAUGAGCUCGCUCUGCGACGGCAAUCAGGACUGCUACCACAACCCCGCGAUGCACGACGAGAGCUUCCCAUACUGCGGUAAGACCUCCAACCGUUACCCUUGACAAGUUUUGAUCAGAGCGCAAAUGCGACUCGACGUGUGGUGGCAAGGGAGCCUGUCUCUACGACGGCAACCGUGCGAUGUGCUACUGCGACUCCGGCUUCUCUGGUCCUUCCUGCGAAGUCCAAGACGCCAACGAGUGUCUGGAACGGCCGUGUCACCUGAUGGCUCACUGCCAGAACACCAUGGGCUCCUAUGAAUGUCGCUGUUUGUCGGGAUUCUCCGGCGACGGUCACAGCUGCGUCGACGUCGACGAGUGCGUCGAUUCCAAGUGUCCGGACCACGCCGAGUGCAUCAACCUCCCGGGAACUUUUUUCUGCAACUGUACUCAAGGAUUCUCGCCCAAGGUAUCAACAGAAGAUUUGGAGUAGAAAAUUCUAACUAAACUAUUUGGCUUCGUGAUUUUUUUUUUGUUUAUGAUGAUGAUAAUUUUUGAAUAACGUCCUCACAUCUUCAUAUGCUUGAAGAAACAACGAACUUGAAGAGUUCAGGGUCAACCAUUGGAACGUUGCGCCGACAUCAACGAAUGCGAUCUGAAACUGCAUGAUUGCAAGCCUCACCAAAUCUGCGAGAAUACGGUAAUCCCAGGACCUGGUUCUUAUUUUCAUUCGAAAAAUUUUUGGCUCAACAUGGUGGUAUGAAGUACUAAGGAAAAAUUCGUUUUUUUAUGGAUAUAUAAAUACUUUAACAUAUUGAAAAAAAUUUUUAACUGAUAAGAAGUUAUCAAAUAUAGAUAGAAAAUGGGCCUACGUAAUGGUUUUUUACAGAAUGAAAUAAUUUUUUCGAAAAUAAUGUUUAGUAAUCAUUGACCUGGAAAAUGUUUCAUUUUUUUGUGUCAAAUCAAUUUUCCAGUUGGGCUCCUUUAAAUGCGUGGACAGCUGUUCGGUGGGCUACGAGUCCAACGACGACCGAGAUUCAGAAGCGGUCGGAGGCUGCGUUGACGUCGACGAAUGCUCUCGCGGCACCCAUUCCUGUGAUCCUCGCGCCGACUGCACCAACACUGUCGGUGGCUACACCUGCGAGUGCGACGAGGGCUUCACCGGCGACGGCAAAAACUGCCAGCGUUCGUCUUUCUUUCCUUUUUGAUUUUUUGUCAGCCAAAUGGUUUCGUUUGGUAGAAUUUUCUUUCAGCGGUCACGGAUUGCAACCUGAACGGAGACAUCUGCGAUAGACACGCCCAUUGCCUGCCUGGCAUGAACAUGUGUCUCUGCAACGCCGGAUACGUCGGCGACGGCAUCACUUGCCACGGUAGAGAAUCCUCAAGUAUCCUUCCUCAAACUCCAAUGUAGACGUGAACGAAUGCGAAGCGAACGUCAACACGUGCAGCUCCGAAGCCCGUUGCGUCAACAUCGAAGGCGGCUACAUUUGCUGCGGCGCUGAAACCGACGACGAUCGCUGCAUCGAACGUCUGUUCACGACUGUUCUGCGAACUCUGAAGUCCUUCGGUUUCAGAGCAGGGCGCUUUCUGCAGUGGCGGCUGCGGACUCAACGCGCUCUGUCUCAACUCGUCUUGUGCCUGUAUCGAUGGCUUCUCCGGCGAUCCUCGUCGUAAAUGUCUCGGUUAGUCUAUCAUCUCCGUUAUUUCGGUUUUUUCGAAGAGUUCAAUAAGCCUCCCUUAAAAAUACAGAAUCUGAUCAAGGUUAUAAAAAAGCAAGUCAGACUAAGUAUCAAUUUCGUAAAAAAAAGCGUUAUCUGAUUUCUUCACGCCAAAACUCUAGGAAUAACUGAAACUGGAUUCAUUCCAUAAAUACUAUAUUUCGCACUGUAUCUGAUCAUAAAUCAUUUUUGAUUUUAUCUUCUUCUUUAUACCUCCAAUAAUCAGCAUUACUCUUUUCUUUUUUCUUUUUCCUUUUUUUUCGUUUUAGUCUUCUUUUUCUCUUCUUCUUUUCAUCGCACCUGAGUUUUAUGUCUAGAAAAUUUUGAAGAUUGCUGAAGGAAGUCUACUAAGCCGUCAAUCUUCAAGGCCCGAAACGGCAGCGCGUUAAUUCAUGAAAUGUUCAUCCUCUUUCUACUCAGAUUUUAUUCAUCAAAAUUAAUUAAAUUUCAAAAACCAAUGUUCUCUUUGAGUUUGAGAUCAAAGUUGGUUAAGAUGUGAACGAGUGCGAAGACGAGAAGAAGUGCGGAGGCGUCGGCGAAUGGUGCGUCAACCUGUCCGGCGGAUUCACUUGCUGCAACGCGGAUAGUAAAAACCCAGAAUGCCUGGUACCUUUUUGUCGUCUUUUGCUCAUCCAUCGAAUUUCCCCCAGGUUCUCAAGUCGACGGACGUGGCGGCGCAACAGAAGCUGUCUUCCGAAGCGGCGGUCACGCAUUCGUCUGUUCUUUCGGCGUUGGGCGGCGAGUUGAUCGAAGGCUCCGGCCAGUCGCACACCUCUUCCGGAGGCUCGGUUGCCGUUGCGCGAGGCACUUUCACGCCUUCUGUCCAACUCAUUUCUUCUACUCGUUAGUUUUCUGACAAGUUUUUUUUUUUGAAUUUUCUCUCCUUCUAACGUUUUCCAGCGUUUUGGUCUUCCUGCUAAAAAUUCUCAAAAAUACUAAAAAUACUGGAAAUUCUGAGAUAUUGUUCUUGAAACCAACAACGCGUAAACAGUCGGCGUCUCUCGAUACAGCUUCAAAAAUUGUUUGAGCAGCUUUUCAAAAUAUUUCAAACUGUUUAGUAAAAUCCUCGUUAGAUUCUUUUGACUUUGGAUUCACUCAACUCUUGACAGACUUUUCAAGCUGUUUUGCAAUUUAUGAACCAAACUUUACCGGAAAUCUCGUCAAUCAGGCUGUGAUCCUACAAAAAUACAGCUCAAAUUCAGAGUACGGCGAUUUCCAGGUCUUAUGAUGUUGAAACAUAUUCGAUCUCGAUAUGCAUUUUUAUGUCGCAAGUUUUAAGAAUCGAGUGUAUGAAAAAUGAAUCGCUGCAGUAAUUUGGACCAACUCGGUGAAAAAAAUCAAUAUAAUUCGAAAGUUUAGUUGCAAUAAUGGCGUUUAUUUCGACUUUCAGGGUUGCCAUGCACUUCUUACUGCCCGGCCAACUCAGACUGCGUGAAAGGCUUCUGCGAGUGCUCGAAAGGAUACGGAGGGAACGCCUAUUCCGGCUGCGAAGGUUCGUCUCCGCUGCAUUUCCCUUCAUUUGAAAUCUCUUUGUACUCGACUGAUUGAAGAUGUGGACGAAUGUCUGACCGGAAAGCAGUGUAAGGAAGAGGCCGGCGAAUGGUGCGUCAACCUCGUCGGAAGCUUCGUUUGCUGCUCCAUGGACAACGCCACUCAUGAAGACUGCAUCGGUCAGUUCUCAGAGGAGUCAUUUUACUCUUCAACACGAUUUUUCAGAAGUUUUUCACAACUAUCUUAUAAUCUUUAAGUUUUCAAUGUGGCUGUGAACUUUUUAGAUUCCUUUACCAUCCGAGACUCUAGAAAUUCGUAUACAGUACGUUUCAAUGUUCAGGCUUGAACAUAGCUAGAGUCGAAAUCAGCCAAAAGGCCUAUUAACUUGACUAAUAUAACGAACUUUUGUUUAUCAAUUCAUAUUCCAAUGAAAAACUUUAAAUUUGUUUUAACGCGACUAUAUUAUCUAUAAAAGAUUUAUGGGAGCCUGAUUGAACAUCAGAGGAUAUUUUUGAAUGGUUUUUCGAGUACAAUGUAUGUCUUAAUCACAAUAUCCUUUACAGUAUGACUUUUCCUCCUCAAUUUUUAAUCAAACGUUUUCUCCUUGUAGGAAAGCAAUCAGUUCAGGCUUGGAAAUAACUCGCGGAAACGGAUUGCGACUGAUUGGCGGCGUGGAGGAAGGCGCGAUCGUCGCGGCCUCGGCCAACCGCUCAUCUGGAGACGAACUCAUCACGGAGAUCGUGCAGCAGAGCCGCAACUUCUCCUCUGGCCAGAUCAUCGUCGCCCGCAGCAAAGUCUCAAGUGGAGAGGCUCUCCUUCAGACGACGCCUUCUGAUGAGUUCGGACUCGAAAUCGUGGCUGAUCGCGUCACGGCCACGCCUUCAAGUCACACCACCACUGACUCGUCGGUUUGUUAAAGUUUACAUUCAACCAAAAACUGAGAAAGUUGAUUCAGGACGCUGAUAUGCUACAACCGGAAGGCUCUGGCAGCGAGUCUGGAGUGACUGGAGCAUCUCCGUCUGCGAAUAGCACACUUUUGGUCAGAUUCACAACUCUCGAAAACGCCGCUGGCAAUUCGACUUUUUCUUCAACCGCUUCUUCAAUUCUCAUUGAAUCGCACUCUUCUGGCAAUAAUUCGCGAGUUGCCGAGUUCGAAUCUAAAGGCGGAAGGUCAUCUUCUUCGGAAGGUGGAAUCAUCUUGAUCGGAGACGGAAAACACAAAAAAGAGGAGCCUGACAGUGGCGAGGACAGCAACGAGGUUGGACUCGAAAUCGUCUGGACCAACUCUUCCGAAAUCGUCGGCAACACUAAUGGAACAGUCGAUACCGAUAAGGUCUCUUAAUUUCACGAAUAUUGUUAUUUAUAAUGAAAUCAAAACUCGAAAUUUUUUUCUAUGAUUAGAAUUCCGAUGCCAAAACCUUCAUUAAGAAAUAUUUAGUUUUAAUGGUUUUCGAAGUAUGAACGGACGAUAAUCGUUAUUUCAUUUCUACUGCGUUUAGGUUGGUUUGGAAGUCUCUGGAGAAAGCCUGAGUAGUACGACAACGACGACGGAACUUCCUUUGAUCCUGACGGCGGACAAGACGACAACUGUCGUGACUGGGAGAAUCAUCGGAAUUGAGGAAACGAGUACAGCGGCCACUUCGACUCCUCUGUCCAACGGUUGAACUCCUCCAAAAUCAGAUUAAAUCAAUUAUCAAUGUUUCAGCAACUAUCGGUUCAACUCAAACGACGCCGACAGUAGACGUAGAAGAGUGGGAAUCUCUGACAAAGAACGCCAGCAAAGGAAUCUUGACGUCGACGGAGCAAACGACGCCAGCGAUCGCCAAUGCUUCAAUCGUCCCUCCGGAAUCGUCGUCUUCUCCCACAUUCAAACCUAACGAGACAACUGACGGCUUCACCCCAAUUCUGCACUCCAAUCAAACGUUUUCGGGAUCAUCGACGCUUCCGAGUGCCCUCACUACAUCGGCACCGGAAAAUGAAACCGGCCCCGGCACCGUUUCAUUCACAGAAGGUCCUCCUGAAACGUCUUCGGAGGCAACGUCGACAGAAAAAGUUUUGUCUACGUCAGUCACAAAGACUUCAGAAACAUCAGAAACACCAACGACGCCUGUUCCAAAUUUGGAAUCGACGUCAACUUCGAGCUUAUCUACCACCAGUGAAGUUGCGCCUAUCAGCUCUUCUCCAGCCAGCAUCGGAAGUUCAUCAUUGCCUCCCAGUUCUACAACUACAACAGAGUCUCUCGCUUCUUCUUCGGAGACUAGCAUUUUGCCAACUGCGGCCACUGAAGCGAGCGGACUCUCAUCAGAAAGCGAGUCGACCUCAACAUCAAUCGGAGAAACUGAAUCGACGACCUCAUAUUUGUCUACCCUACCCUCAGAGUCUUCUUUGUCCUCUUCAUCGACCACUGUCGCUUUUGAAAAAACUACUAAGUCUGAUACUUUAUCGGAAUCUACAACAGUGACGCCAUCUGAGCUAUCCACAUCAUCAACGUCUGAAGGUUUGGAAUCGUCGGAACCAACAACAUCUUCUGCCUCAACGACCCGGUCGCUUCCAACAGAAUCAAGAAGCCCCUCUGUUCCUGCGUCUUCCACGACUCCACUGCCGAAGUCCGUUUCUUCUCCAAAAACCAUCACUUCAGAAGGGGAAGGUCUUCCUUUGGUUCGUACGACGUCUCCGAAUGAAACAGAAGCUGAAAAGAAAGAAGAAGUAACAUCCACGACCCUCUCGAGCAGCACGUCAUCUGUAGCAUCUUCCACAUCGCAACCGGAAAUAGAUGAAAUAGAAGGGUCUUCGGAAGUUAUUUCUCCUGCUGAACCUACAGAAACAACGCUCCUCUUGUCGACAUCUUCGCUUACGACGUCCGCUACUCUGCUGCCUGAAACAACAGAGUCGUCUUUUUCCGGCUCAUCAACCAUGACAGUGAAAAUAACUCCAGAGUCAACGACCAGUAGUACUUUGGAGCAUUCAACUGAAAAACAAAAAGAAAUCACUUCCACCACGCUUCCGACAAGCUUAUUCCCAGAUCUUGGAGAAACAACUGCAAAAAAAGUCGGUGACAGGGAACAAGUCACCGAAACGCCAACGACAUCAGCCAAGCCAGAACCGACAGAAGAAGGACCAACGACUGUGACGAGGCUUCCUUCGAAGGCUCCGACGGCCGUUCCACAAGAGCCGACCAAGGACACGUUCAGCCUUGCCACGACGUCCACAGCCGCUCCCAGCAAUGUCUCUUUGGUGUAAGAGUAUUUGUCUUGUUUUCGAUCUCAUCGGACAAUUUGAAGCGAGAAGACCAAGUGCACGAGCAGCGACGAAUGUGGGAAGGACUCUUUGUGCGAGAGACGGACUGGCGUCUGUCGCUGUCUUCCGGGCUUCGAAGGCACUCCUCCACACACUCCCUGCGCUGGUCAGCUUCUUUUUGAAGUCCAAUCCUUUGGAAAAGAAAAUUAGAGCAGUCAUUCCGUUUUUUUUGGACCGCGAAAUUUAUAUUUUGGCGUCGGUAUACAUUAGCGCUUUCAUUCAAUUUGAAAUAUUGAUCAAAAAACAAAAUGGGAAAUUUUUCGUGUUGCAGACUCAACUAGGAAAACUGAUUAAAUUUUCCCUGAUUUACUCUUAUUACCAGAUCAGUUUGCAGUUUUUGAAGUAAGAGUACAAUCGAUCGAUCAAUGGAUGAUGGCUCCGAAAUUUCAAAAAGAAAACUUCCUUUUUUUGACUUGUAAAUCACUCGAAUCGAAAUCAAUCGCGCAAGAAAAAGUUCGAAAAAUAUGUUAUUUUUAAUUUGUAAUUAGAAAAAUUCGUUCUUUUAGAAAAAUCCAAUGUAAAGUUUUUCACAAAACUAUUCCUAUUCUUGAUCUAUUCAUAAAAAUUAAGGCUCCUUUUUUCAAAGAAAUUUCUGAAAAAAGGGAAGUUUUAGACGUGGACGAAUGUGCCAGAGGACUUCACAAAUGCCACGAAUCCAGCCGCUGUCACAACUACGUCGGAGGCUACACGUGCUUCUGUCCGGUGGGCUUCCGCAAGAACGAGUACGGCAUCUGCGAAGACGUCAACGAAUGCGAGGAGUGGCACUCGACGUGCUGCGGAAGCAACAGCACCUGCGUCAACAGUCCGGGCUCCUACUCGUGCUCUUGCAACCAAGGUCGGUCUUUCUUCUCGACUGGAGAUGAGGAAGACGUUCAGGAUUCAUCGGAGACGGCUACCACUGCGUGCCGAACCGCAUGACGCCGUGCAACGCCGAAGAGCAGAUCCGAGCCGACUGCUCCAGCAACCGCAUGUGCAUGGUGAACGGAGACGGCUCUUUCGACUGUUCGACCUGCCUCACUGGCUUCGAACUCGUCGAAGCCGAGUGCAAAGGUGACUUUUGAGGAAAAAAAAGUUUUGAGAUACUCCAAAAAGCGAAAAAAAAGCUGAAGUUUAUUUCAAACGGCGACAGAAAUAAAGUUGAAAAGUUUAUUGAAAACGAGGAACUUUUUGCUUGGGUUUGUAUUCACGAAUUUUUACUCACUUUAAUUUCUUUUUUGAGUUUGUGGACUGCAAGUGGCGAAUAGAAUUAGAAAUAUAAUGAUUUAAACUUCCCCUCACUUUUAGGUUGCGUUAUUCUCGAGGCCGAUGGCUUCCUAUGACAAUUCAAAAUUUAAACAUUGAUUCAAAAAAAGUUAUUAUCAGAUAUCAACGAGUGCGACUCGAGUCACAUGUGCCACUCGAAAGCAGUUUGCUCCAACCUCAACGGAAGCUAUUCCUGCGCCUGCGUCGAGGGUUUCCGCGGCGACGGCUUCAUGUGUGAAGACGUGGACGAGUGCGAACGACGACCUUGCCAUCCCAACGCCGAAUGCACCAACUCUGAAGGCUCCUUCGCCUGCAAAUGCGCCGAGGGGUUCACCGGCGACGGCGUCAAGGAGUGCAUGAACCCACUGGAGAAAAGCUGCGAAGACGUCGAGAAGUUCUGUGGAAGGACGACCAACGUCGUCUGUCUCUCCGUCAGAAUCUACAACGACUCAUUGACUUCUGUCUGUGAGUGUGACCCCAACUACAGGUUCGACGAAAAGACUCGUCAAUGUGUCGGUAAGACUUUCAAAAUGAAUUUGUGAAAAAUUGAUGAGAUCAGACAUUGACGAAUGCAUGGAGGACCGCCACAACUGCGAUCCAGCCUCCUCGGUUUGCGUGAACGAAGACGGCGGCUUCCGCUGCGACUGCGCUGAAGGCUACGAGGGCAAAGGGGGAAUGUGUGUCGGUAAGUUCCAAGUCGCUGAGGAAUACUCGACCAUCAAAAAAUCAGAAUCGUUUUUUUGGAGGGUUAUUAUAGUUUUGAACAUUUGUAUAAGUUGUGCUUGGCCAGACAUCGACGAGUGCGGCCGAGGAAUGGCUGGAUGCGACUCGAUGGCCACCUGCAUCAAUCGGAUGGGGAGCUGCGGCUGCAAAUGCAUGGCCGGCUACACUGGCGACGGAACUCAGUGCUUCGGUAAACGAGGAUCUUCUUCUGCUCUCCAGAGACCUCUUUCAGAAAUGAAGAAGCCAGAGACGUCGACGCGCUGCACGGAAGAGUGGGAGCGACUUUGCGAGGUCGAGAACAAAGGCUGCCACGUCGACGAGGAAGACGUGCCUCAGUGUGGCGCAUGUCUCGCCGGCCACCAACCUGUCAACGGCACCUGCCAGCGUCAGUCAACUUUUUUCUUUUUGUUAUAAAGAAAAUGAUUUUUCAUUUCAAUCAAAUAUGGGUGAUGAAAAUGUUUAACAGGAAAAGUAAUUUUUCUCUGAAAUGUGUCGUUUGCUAGAAAAUAGCCGAAAGGUUCCAUGUCGGAGGUCUUAGAAGUUUCAAAAAGACUAACUUUUCUUUGGUUCUCUAUCACCACGCCACAGAUCUGUAUGUGAGCGAACAAUAAACAUUUAAAGUCCAAUGAAACCAUCAAAAGCAGGCUAAAAGCGAAAUUUUACGGCUUCGAGCCAUAAUUUUCUUAUGACUUAUCAAAGAGUGCCUUUUUUUCCAGAAAGUCAAACAGUUUUAAAACAAGAAAAUGACCUUUCUUGUAGGGCUGUCCAGUGCUAUCUUGAAUGAAUAAAAGCAUGUAGAAGUUCUAGUUUUAUUCCAAUUAUGUUUUUUUUCUUAUUGAGUAAAGUUUUGUACAGUGUCAAAAAUUUUUUACACCAAAAUUGUGGAUUUUGUAUCCAAUCAGUUUUUUUUUUCAGCGGUACAAGGAGUCGGACUUUGCAAAGAGAAGAACGACUGCGACGUGCACGCCGACUGCAUCGACGUCCAUCCGGGAUCCCACUUCUGCGUCUGCUCGCCAGGAUUCAUCGGUGACGGCAAAAUCUGCGACGGUAUUCUGAAUCUUCUCACAAAUCUUCAUUUUAUCCAGAUAUUGACGAGUGCUCACUGCACGGAAUGUGUGACGAAAACGCCGUCUGCAAGAAUUCUAUGGGCGCCUUCGAAUGCGUCUGCAAAGACGGCUUCCGAAGGGAGGGACGUGUUUGUGUGGCUCAGCCUGGUACCUUUUAUUUUGACUUUUGCUAUCUUUUGUCCAAGAAUCGCCGUGAAGUUAGAUCUGUAAGAAUUUUGACCCUGAGAAGUGAACGAAUAUGUAUUCUUUUUUGAUAAAAGUCUAUAAACUGAAAAACUGUGAAAUAUGAUUUCCCAAGCAUUUUUCAGCGACUUCUACGAAGCCACCGCAAGAUAGAAACGAAGUAACGAUUGAUGGCGAUGAGUCUGGCGAAGAUCUCAACAAAAACGCCGCUCUCACGUCUACCGCCUCUUCUUCGUCUACGACAACAACGACAACUACGAAGUCUCCUGUUCCACCGAAGUCUUCUUUGACGACGUUUUCCUCUUCGCCGACGUCUCCUUCUUCGUCGACGCCUUCCUCAUCUCCGACGUCUCCUUCUUCGCCGACGUCUUCCUCUUCUCCGACGUCUCCUUCUUCGCUGACGUCUUCCUCAUCUCCGACGUCUCCUUCUUCACCGACGUCUUCCUCAUCUCCGACGUCUCCUUCUUUGCCGACGUCUUCCUCUUCUCCGACGUCUUCUUCUUCGUCGACGUCCCCUUCUUCGCCGAUGUCUUCCUCUUCACCGACGUCUCCCUCUUCUCCGGCGUCUCCUUCAUCAUCGACGUCUCCCUCUUCUCCGGCGUCUUCCUCUUCACCGACAUCGUCAACCACCGGUACGACUUCACUUAAAUCCAGCAACCCACAAACCGCACGUUCAGCAACGAAUAAUUCGUUCACGAGCACUCAAAAAGCACGAGUUUCUCCGUCUAACACCCCGAAUGAGAGUGCAGUGUUUACUACAACUUCACCACUAAUCACAAACUCACCAAGAAUCUUUUCGACGUCGCCGACCGCCGUGACCAGUACGAAAGAUGUGAAUUCAACAGCGGAAAACGUCUCCAAAGUAAGUUCUAGUAAAGAUCACACUGAAGUAUCCGGAGAAACAUUUCAAACAUCGACUUCUCUUCCAUCAGACCGAACCCAAGGCUCGGAGGCUCUGAAAACAACUAAUUCCUUUGAAACGUCGUCUUCUGAUCUAAUCACGGAAGCUUUGGAAAGUUCUAUCGGAUCCUCAAAAUUAUUCUCCAGUACUACCUCGGAAACUGUUGGCUCUUCAACAACUCUCACUGCUGUCGAAACAUCUACUAAUUCUCAAAACGAAGUUACCUCAAUAUCAUCGAGCCAAUCGGGUCCAUCUGUGAAAACGGAGAACCCUGUUGAGGUCAAAGUCUCGACGUCAUCUUCGUUGGAAACGUCUUCCACCUCUUCUUCAAUUUCAGUUUCACAAAAGACUUUUGGAACGACGUUAAGGAUGACUUCAGAAGGAGAACGAGAGAACCUAGGCACGACUUCUCUCGAAACCACUCAAAAAGCUCCGAUCGCGACUUCAGGAACAACCAAAAGCUCUUUUGUUCCAGAAUCGAGUGUUUCUUCUGA